AUGCAGGGCGGCCCGGUUGAUCUGUCCGGCCCAGGCCCAGGUUCAGGUUUGAAUACCGCCGGCGCGGGGAACGGUAACAGCAGCAGCAACGGCGGCGGCCCGCCGGCCUCGGCGCGCUCGAGGCCUUGUGAUACUUGUCGUGUCCGCAAGACGCGGUGCGUCAAGGAGGAGGGUCAGUUCCGAUGUGUCUUGUGCACCUUUCACAACCAACCUUGUACCUUUCUGAGAGGCCCGACUCCUCGUCAGCGACGCCAGAAUCGGGAGCGUGAACGGGAAAGACAGGCUGCCCGCCAGGGCGAUGCUGCUGCUUCUACCCCGGCGAGUGUAGAGAGCACAUCCGGGCCUACCACAGGACAGACGCAGCAAAUGGCACGCGUCGAGGAAAAGGCCCCUGAAGCUCCUCGUCCUCCCAUCCUCAGCAACACCCUUGGCCUGGACUUGAAGACUCACGCUGAAUAUAUUGGACCUACCGACUAUCGCGACCCAGUCUUGCUGGACCUACAUCGCCCAAACCUCAUGAACCAGGAUCCUCCACCUCUUCCGGCGUCGUCGUCGUUUGCUAGACGCCUCGACUACAAGACGAUAUUCCUUGUGCAUCCUGAUGAAUCCGCCGCGUCUGAACAGACUCGGAUUGCCGACUUGGAUGCCGUCGAGGCUACUGUUCACCCUCUUGGUCGGACGCUGGUUGACCUCUACUUUCGUAUCGUCCAUCCCAGCUUUCCCAUCCUACAUAAGGAUGUCUUUAUCAGCAAACAUCGACUGUCCCAUCGACACUUUGCGCCCUCUUUACUGGCUGCCGUCUAUCUCGUGGCUCUAGACUGGCAGCUAUAUGACAGCUCCCUUGCUGGCCGUGAGAUCGAAUCUAUCCCGGAUCCUGCAGCCCUUGAGCAGUUGGCUGAGCGCACCAUUGCUCAAGAUAUGCGCAGACCCAAGCUCAGUACGCUUGAAGCUGGACUUUUGCUGCUCCAACGCAACCGUCGUAUUGUCGAGUCUGGCUCUCACACCCACCCAAUGUCGAACCGCAUGUUUACGGCACAGCUGGUUGCCAUGGCACAGGAUCUAGGCAUUCAUAUCGACUGCAGUGCUUGGGCCAUUCCUGCGUGGGAGGUUGGACUUAGACGGAGAUUGGCCUGGGCUCUGUACAUGCAAGACCGCUGGGGAGCGUGUAUUCAUGGACGACCCUUUCUCAUUCAGGACAGUGACUGGGACGUUCGUCUCUGCACUGUAUCUGAUUACCCCGAGCUGGGCGCGAUAGACCCAGAGGCCAACCGGGACCAUACUUCACCAAUUAUUGUCGGUUGGGACUUGUUUAUGCGUCAUAUCGAGCUGACGCAGAUCCUAAGCGACGUGAUCCGGACAUUCUACAGCGCCGCGGCUACUCGCACGGGAGGAACUCUGGAUCAGAUGGGGGUUGUCGCCGCUGUUGAGCGGGCAAAGCCUCUGGUCUUUCGUCUUCGCGAAUGGCAUGGGAACCUCCCUCAUCGGCUUCAACUUCAAAGCACAAAGCUUAGGGAGCUUUGUGCCAACGGUGCUCUUCACUUGGCGCAUGCUGCUGUCGAGAUUGCGUUACACCGUGCUCUUGUUCGGAUCAUGACCCCCGACACACCUGGAUCGCUCUAUGAAGUUUUGAGAUCAACUGCCCGGGCGAAGCUACAGUCGGCAAUUGAGUUACUUGGAUCUCUUCGGCCAGAGCAUACGGCAGCGUUCUGGGGCAGCGCCGCGGCCUAUCAAGCAGCUGAGAUUGGAUCCAUGGCAGGACUCUUGUGGGCGACGGCAGACUCAUUCGAUGAGAUGGCCUGGUGCGCAGCUCGAGUCGAAGAGUUAAGAUGGGCUUUGAGAGUCCGCGGUGCCGCUGCCCCCUUUGCUCGAGAGGCGUUGCGGUUGCUGGAGCGCGAUAUCGGUGGCCUUGGCAUGGUCAAGGCUAAUCCAGAUGGCAUCCCCUGA
Messenger RNA from Fusarium vanettenii 77-13-4, 1944 nucleotides. RefSeq lists its product as uncharacterized. The transcript has 2 exons. The record is from RefSeq and is a predicted model, not a curated record. Gene Ontology annotation, biological process: DNA-templated transcription. NCBI's taxonomy places the organism in Eukaryota, Fungi, Ascomycota, Sordariomycetes, Hypocreales, Nectriaceae. Gene Ontology annotation, cellular component: nucleus. Gene Ontology annotation, molecular function: DNA binding; zinc ion binding; DNA-binding transcription factor activity, RNA polymerase II-specific. The coding region runs from base 1 to 1944 and encodes 647 amino acids.